AGGUUGGAGUGGCCUCAGAGUGGCCUGUUUGAUGUUCUGUGGCCUGUGCUUUGAUGAGAAAAUUAAACGGAGACAAGAAACUCUAUCAGAUCUUUUGAAUUUGAAAUUCGAAUAAUUUAAAGCUUCGUGUUUGAUAAAAUGGCACAAAAGAUAGAUUGGUCCAAAUAUGCUCUCGAGCAGGAUGCCUUAAAUUCGAAGAUCGAAAAAAUUAAAGUAAAAGAUGACACGAAAAAUGCUGAUUCCGAAUCUGAUGAAGGUCCGGAUGAAGUGAAUCUGGCUGAAGCUAGUCUGUUGAAAAAGCUUGUUAGAAAAGGAUUAGUUACAAAUAAAAAUGAUAUCGAAAUACAACGUCAGAACCCAAAUUCACCACUGCAUUCCGUUAAAACCUUUGAAGCUUUAAAUUUAAAUCCAAAUUUGCUGAAAGGAAUAUAUGAGAUGGGAUUCAAUGCUCCCUCCAAAAUACAAGAAACAGCACUUCCAACAUUGUUGGCAGUACCUUCACAGAAUUUGAUUGCACAGUCUCAGUCUGGUACAGGUAAAACUGCAGCAUUUGUUUUAGCUAUGCUCAGUAAAGUUGAUGUAUCUAAGAAGUAUCCACAGAUACUAUGCCUUUCUCCUACCUAUGAAUUAGCUAUUCAGACUGGAGAAGUAGCUGCACAUAUGGCCAAGUUUUGUCCAGAAAUUGAAAUGAAGUAUGCUGUUCGGGGAGAGGAAGUUCCAAGUGGUACAAAAUUAACUGAGCACAUCAUAAUUGGUACUCCAGGGAAGGUAAUGGAUUGGGCUCUAAAAUACCGUCAUUUUAAUCUCCAGGAAAUAACAGUGUUUGUGCUUGAUGAAGCUGAUGUUAUGAUUGCACAGCAAGGUCAUCAGGACCAGUGUAUAAGAAUACACAAGAAGCUCAGCUCUAAAUGUCAGAUGAUGUUUUUCUCUGCUACUUAUAAUCAGAAAGUUAUGGAAUUUGCCAAAACCAUUGUUCAAAACCCUAUAAUCAUUAGGUUGAAGAGGGAAGAAGAGAGUUUAGAUAAUAUUCAACAAUACUAUGUGAAUUGUGGUAGUAAAAUGGCUAAAUACAAUGCUCUUACUAAUAUAUAUGGAACUGUUGGUGUAGGUCAAGCAAUUAUUUUUUGCCAGACAAAAAAAACUGCAAAUUGGUUGUCAGAAAAGAUGUCCAGAGAUGGCCAUGCAGUGGCAGUUCUAACUGGGGAUUUGAGUGUGGAGCAAAGAAUCAAUGUUUUGGAUCGUUUCAGAAAUGGCCAAGAGAAGGUAUUGAUCACUACAAAUGUUUUAGCCAGAGGUAUUGAUGUCGAACAAGUAACGAUUGUAGUAAACUUCGAUCUGCCUAUAGAUUUGAAUGGACAAGCAGAUUGUGAUACCUACCUCCACCGAAUUGGUAGAACGGGACGUUUUGGUAAAAGUGGAAUCGCUAUUAACCUGGUAGAUUCUCCAGAAUCCUUGCGUAUAUGUAAAUCUAUAGAAGAACAUUUCAAUAGAAAAAUUCACUUUUUAAAUGCUGAUGAUUCAGAUGAAAUCGAGAAAAUAGGAUCUUAAUUAUAACAACUCUGUAUGCCAAUUAGAAUUAAGUCUAUGUUUCCUAAGAAAUUGAUUAUACAGCUUUCAAAUAAAAGAGUUAUACCUUU
Messenger RNA from Coccinella septempunctata (seven-spotted ladybird), 1637 nucleotides. RefSeq names its product DEAD-box helicase Dbp80 (gene Dbp80). Gene Ontology annotation, cellular component: cytoplasmic stress granule; nucleus. Lineage: Eukaryota; Metazoa; Arthropoda; Insecta; Coleoptera; Coccinellidae. Gene Ontology annotation, molecular function: ATP binding; RNA binding; RNA helicase activity. Gene Ontology annotation, biological process: poly(A)+ mRNA export from nucleus. The record is from RefSeq and is a predicted model, not a curated record. The transcript has 8 exons. The coding region runs from base 139 to 1548 and encodes 469 amino acids.